Gopherus flavomarginatus (Mexican gopher tortoise) is the source of this 519-nucleotide messenger RNA. RefSeq names its product phospholipase A2 inhibitor NAI-like. The coding region runs from base 1 to 519 and encodes 172 amino acids. NCBI's taxonomy places the organism in Eukaryota, Metazoa, Chordata, Testudines, Testudinidae. The transcript is spliced from 5 exons. The record is from RefSeq and is a predicted model, not a curated record.
AUGCCUGGCCCCCUGGAUCCAGCUGGAGAGAAGACUCAGAGCAUUAUCAAGGGCUGUGCAACAUCCAGCCAAUGCAACUCCAGCCCCUUCCCUAUGAACUUUGGGAUGGGAAAGACAAGGAGGACGAGCUUCACCUGCUGCCAGGGGACGCCUGCACCUGCCCCAAUGCCCCCGGCUGACCCCAAACCCAACAGCCGGCGCUGCCGCGGCUGCUACUUUCUGUCCUCUGAGCAAUGCCGCGAAGAGACCAUACAGUGCACUGGAUCCGAGACCCGGUGUGUCGAGAUCGCCGGGACCCUAAAAUCAGGUGGAACUGCCAGUAAGACCGUCAUGAAGGGCUGUGCUACUGAAUCCGUCUGGGCCCAGAUAGAAGCAGGGUCUGUGACCUUCGCAGGGUUCAGUGGAGACCUAACUAUGGCCAAAUGCACAGCGGCCACCAGCGCGGCCAGCACAGCUCUGGGACCAGCCGGGCUCCUCCCUGGCCUCGCUGGGCUCCACCUGCUGAUGCUUCUCUCCUGA